Molecule: messenger RNA, 1489 nt
Organism: Rhagoletis zephyria (snowberry fruit fly)
Lineage: Eukaryota; Metazoa; Arthropoda; Insecta; Diptera; Tephritidae
Product: phosducin-like protein
Biological process (GO): regulation of G protein-coupled receptor signaling pathway
Source: RefSeq, a predicted model, not a curated record
UCAGCUGUUUUAUUAAACGUCAAUCGGUGUAUUAGGAAGAAAGCUCAUAAACAGCACAUAAUUAAAUUUACUGAAAUUGAAAUAUAAAUCACUACCAAUUAUAACAAUUAACUUAAAAAUGGCAACGUUAGAGGAUAAAUUGAUGGGAGAAAAAUUAGAGUAUUAUUGUAGCAGUAGCGAAGGAGAAGACAAUGGUGACGGUGAUGAUGAGACCUGUGGAAGAGGUUCUAGCGGUAGUAAACAAGGAGCUGCUGGUUACACGGACCCGAAUGUUUGUCCCCCAACACCCGCUGAGGGGUAUCGUUCUCAAGUCUCUACGAACACUGGUCCUAAAGGUGUGGUGCAGGAUUGGCAACGUUUUAAACAACUUCAAGCAGAAAAACGCGAAGAGUCUGAACGUCAGCGUAUAGAACUGGCCAAAAAGCUUACAAUGGCCACAGCAACUGCCAAGGAAGAAGAAGAACGGAAGCGCCAAGAAGAAAUUGAUACUGAAUUAGAUGAACUCAUGAGUGAAGACUUUUUACAACAAUAUCAAAAGCAACGAAUGGCUGAGAUGCUCCGGCAAUGCGGUCAUAUAAAGCAAUUUGGGAAAGUUAUCAACUUAACAACGCACGAAGAAUUUUUAGACUUCGUUGAAAAAGAAAACAAACACACCACCGUUAUUAUACAUAUUUACGAUAAGAAUGUGAGCGCUUGUUCUACUCUGAAUCGUUGUCUUGAUACGCUUGCAACUGAGUAUUCGUUCAUAAAGUUUGGUAAGAUAUGUAGUUCUGUUGCUGGAAUGAGUCGAGACUUCCGUUCCAAGGGGCUGCCAGCUUUACUAGUCUAUAAAGCACAGGCAUUGAUCGGAAAUUUCGUGCGGGUCACAGAUGACUUAUCAGAUGAUUUCUUCCCAUCGGAUGUUGAAAGCUUUUUAAUCGAGAACGGCAUAGUGGUAGACAAAACGUUGUAUAAUUAAGAAAAAAUCUUAACUUGUACGAUAUGCCAGAUAUUUGCUAUUCGUAGUACAAUGUACGGUUGCCAGAAUGAUACAACUAUUUGUAUAUGACCCAUCAGACUACCCAACAAACAUUUAGGUUAGAGAGCGAUUAGAAUGCGAUUCGAAUUCGAAAGUGUUUUUCUAAAGUAGAAGGUUAGAUUACAGAAAUUGUUGAGAACUUUAGCAUUCUCUACAAAAAGGGGACUUAGUUCUCGAUAGGUUAGAUAUCGAAUCGUAUUCUAACGUUGAAUUCUAAUUGGUUUUCAAUGUCUAGUGCCUAGUGUUUUUCGUAUCAUUCUCUAACCUAGUUCUAAGAUAGUACUCUAACCUGGCAUGAAUCACGUAACUUUGCAACGAUAGUCGUUCAAACGAUGCUGACAAAACGAUUUCGUCAAAACACUGAUUCAUAUAUUUGUGUUGCAGUUACGUGUUACGUGAAGCAAAAUUAGAAUCGUGUUGAUAACGAACAAACAAGUUUUAGUUUUCAUGAAGCAAGACAAUCUCGACACG